Coregonus sp. 'balchen' is the source of this 8052-nucleotide messenger RNA. The record is from the annotation of a GenBank genome assembly. Lineage: Eukaryota; Metazoa; Chordata; Actinopteri; Salmoniformes; Salmonidae.
GCAGGUUAUGGCACUUCUCAAGUGCAUGAGAAACGUACCCAACUAUUACUUAUCAGAGAGUGAGAUCAACUGAAAUAUGCCUUCACAGCAGUGGUGGCCAACGUUUCUCGGGGGUGGGGAGCGAGACAACCAGUCACAGCCGACACAGUCAAUAAAUAUAUUCCUCACCAGUCAACCUGUCAAUCAGGAUUAAUGGUCUUUAAAAAAACUGCCUUCAGAUCGCAGGUCUUUUCAGCACUACGGGAACCGGUAGUCAGAGCUCUGUAAAUUAAGCUACAAAGUCAGAGGCGGUAACGUCCAAAGACAGGAACACAACACACUUGUAGACGAUUCAGUAGGGCAUGCCUUCGGAGACACUCGCGCCUUCUUUAGGUUACUCGAGUUCAUUUGUUAAAAGUAACAAAGUUCUACCGGUGUAAAGAGGUCUUUAAUCAAAGAACAUAGUUUUGCCAGUAUUCUGAAUAAUCGAGAAACAUGCUUGAGCUCCGUAUAUUGACGAGUUUAUAAAUUUGAGGAAAUAUUGACUUCAUGUGCUGCAGUAGCCUACUUCAGUCUGCUAUUAGUUUUAACCAGAUAAUUACCAAAGAACCUCAUCUUGAACUCUGCUCUGCCAAGGACAUCACGAUUGGAGGAUAUCGUUAUUGAACUUGUGUUUCUGUGUUCGAAAGUUGUUUUGAGAAUUUAGGUAACAUGGAUUUGAAGUGUUUGGGCUAUAUGGUGCUGUUCCUCAUCCGCAUUCUAUACUACAUAUUGAAAGCAAGUGUGUGCUUACUGCAACCAAGUAGACGGAGAACCCUGACUGAGGAGGUGGUGCUGAUCACAGGCGGGGGGCGAGGUAUUGGUCGUCACCUGGCUCAAGAGUUUGCCAAGCAGAGGGCUAAAAAGGUAAAUUAAACAGUUUCUCCACUUUUUUUUAUUAUGCAACUUGUUGGGCAUUAAAAGUCAGGUGGUCCACUUAGCCUAGGCAAUAGGAGCACUCAAAAUAGCCUAUAUUAGCCUAUACCCGUGUAGGUUUUCAUAUCUUUUGAAUUAGUACACUCAUUAAUUAUAUGGUUCUAAUGAUGACUGAGUUGAUACCCUGUACCAACCUGUACCUCUGAACACCACCUGUGCCAUACCUAGUCUUUUUUACACACAUUUCUUGACAUAACUAUUAUUUUUAUUGAUGUAGUACACCCUCACCCCCAUCCUCCUCCAUAUGUUUGCAGUAGGUACAUUGGGAGGGCAAAGACAUCAGUUUGUCCAUGUGUUCCUCCAACCUAUUGUUUCUUUCAAUAUGAAUGCAGGGGGUCAUGACGUUAGGAGUAGAUGGGCCAUUGAGGUUGCAGGACAGGGUCCUCAGUUUUGGUGCAAGUUGCACAGCAGAGUAGGUCAACCAGAGGGCAUGUCCGUUUGACCGCUGCAGUAAUAUAGUGAAGCACAUAAUUAUUUUUGUUCAGCCAAAGCUCCGAAAGAGGAGUUAUGGCUGAAAACUGAUAGUGGAUGAGAUCAGGCAUCAUUAAUGUCCAGAACAAAGUUUUAUUGAUUAAUGACUGCCAGCAGGACUGACCUUGAUCAAGUGAUAACAUAUCCCUGCUAUGGAUUUGGGAUGAAUGUGUGCUUAUUUUUUCUACUUUUGAAACUCUGAAGAAAGCUAAUCACAUAAUCCUCACAGAAUAAAUGUUGUUGUCCAUCUGGGACCAGCAAAGGAACACUUAACUAUGCCAUGUGCCAACACAAUAUAAUAUAAUAUGCCAUUUAGCAGACGCUUUUAUUCAAAGCGACUUACAGUCAUGUGUGCAUACAUGUUUAUGUAUGGGUGUUCCCGGGGAUCGAACCUACUACCCUGGCAUUACAAGCACCAUGCUCUACCAAUUGAGCUACAGAGGACCACAAGACAUCACAUUGCCAUAAUAAAACAGAUUCAGAUGUGUUUUUCAAGCAAACCAGCAAGGCAGAAAUGACCUUACACUGAGUCAUUUAGGUGAAAUGAACCCACAGAGGAAGGUGACAUGUUUUAGCUGCCUCACCCAUACAAAACAUUCACCAUCCAGCCAGGGCUCUUAUAAAUAGCCUGUCUCCACCCCCAUCCCCCCUCCCUAACAAGGAGCAGUCACUUAGGCUUGAAAUACCUCAGUGACUACAUUGACAGUCCCCGCCAGGCCUCCACUACUGGUCAGACUACCCACUAUUCCUAUUUUAACUUCCUCCAAACAUUACACAGCUGAGUGCAUAGUGAGCCACCAUGGUGUUAUGUUAGCUCUGGUAUGUAAUGGACAGAGUCCUAUCCAUUUUACACCUCUCGGACACACAGAUUGAGACAUAAUAAUUUCAUAAUGAAUACCACACCCCCCCCCCCCCCCCUUUUACAAAUCAAAAUCAAAUUCGCAACGCAGAGUGCCUGGAUACAGCCCUUAGCCGUGGUAUAUUGGCCACAUACCACAAACCCCUGAGGUGCCUUAUUGCUAUUAUAAACUGGUUACCAAUGUAAUUAGAGCAGUAAAAAUAAAUGUUUUGUCAUACCGUGGUAUAUGGUCUGAUAUACCACGGCUUUCAGCCAAUCAGCAUUCAUGGAUCGAAUGACCCAGGUUUAUAAUUGCUGUUCUUUUAUGUGGCCUUUUCCACAUGUAAGAUUGCAGCUUAUUACUGUCUGAGCUAAAACCUCCAUUUUGAGUUAAAGUGCUUUGGCCUCGCUCAUCAUCCUUCCAUCAACAUCUUCUCAGGGGAAAAACCCAGAGGAAAACUGUGGCUUUUAAAAUAUAAUUUGCUGCUGCACAACAAAGGAAGUCACCAUUCUUGUCAGCACCCCAUUGUUAGGUAUUACCAAGGUGUGAAGGCUUUGAAAACAACACCUGCGCUAAUGUGCCUGAUAAUUACUCCCUGCCUAAGAGAUGUUAAAAAGAAGUAAGACAUUCAUCAUGAAUAACCUGUAAAGCAGACUUUACCCCAGUUUGAGGUCCAUUGUGAUUGGCAGACGGAAUUUCUCUAUUCUCUCUGCCUAGCUUUUGUGCUUUCACUGUAAGGACUCAUGAGUGCACUAGCCACAGCAUUGAUGCUGUGAGGUGAAGAGGACAGACUUGUGAGAGGGAGAUAGAGGGAGGUGACGGGGGAGUGAGAAUCUGUGUGUCGUCAAAAGAGCCGUUACAGAGUGAAGCACUAAAACAAUAAACCACAGCAACCAUUUACAAAAGCAGCAGAAUCCACGUUCAGAGAACAGAGAGGGAGGGUGCCUCUAGGAGAACCACAAUAACCACAAUCUUUCUCAGCCCUGGCUACUCAUUUGGAGAACUGGGAACAUAUGCCUCUACCCAGGUUGAUUCGUUGAAGCACUAUAUAGUGUGUGCUUGUGUGCGUGUGUGUGCGUGUGUGUGUGGGAAGCACACUGCUCCCAGCUGGGUAUUGCCCUGCAACUGACCCUGCUGUCUAUGCACUAAUUAUACUCUCCCUGUUAGCCCCUAUCCCCUACAGCUGGUGUGAAGAGAAGGGUUCAUGCCCAUCCUUGAACCCAGGUUUUUCCUUGUGAAUAUAAUUGCGUUGUGGUGUAGGGAUGUGGAUGAGGCCCACCACACUGCCAGUUCAUCAUUGCACACUGACACAUCAGCCCUCUGUAAUGGCGAAGACUUACUGUCCUUGAACAGACCAACAGUUUUACACAAUUGGUGAAUGUUGUUUAAUAUUGUCAGAUAUGGAACUUCAGAGUAAUCACUGGUUUAUCAGUGAUACUUAGUCACCUGAUGUGAGGGAAUUUAGAAUUAGUUUUACCUCAACACGUAGGCAUUCUAAACUGAUAGCUCUAGAUUUAACCGGCCAUUGUUUAUCCUGAAGCCCCAGUGUGUUGGCACUGGCAGAUAAGCAUAAUGAAUUAAAUAACAGGAAAACACAGUGUGAGUGCUGUUAGGAUGAAAUCCUAUGAAAGGCUUUCAGUCAUUUACCUAGACCCACCUGUCCAUCUCUUCUGAUUACUAAAAUGGGCUGGCAAAUGAAGCAAACAAAAAAUGAAUCCUAUGAAACUCAAACAAAGACCCAUCCAGUGGAAAGACAAACAUUUUGAAGUCUUGGAACUGAUAAUAACUUAAUGUCAUGCAGAUUGUGAUCCUCUCCUUGAAAUUAAUUAAGGCCCCAAAGCAAACAUUUCACUUUAAAGUCUCCUUCGCUUAGUGCUCCCAUUAUGUAAUUCACAGACAGCUGAUCUGUCAGUAAAACAAGACCGAUAGCAGCAAAACCUUAGGCAACCUUAGGCAAGCUAUGCAUGUUUGAGAGGUUGAGAUAUACUAUCCUCCUAUUCAUUCCUAAAUAAAUUAGUGCUUAUAGCCCCUGGCUGUCUCUGUACUCUUCUCCAUCAGGAUAAGGAUGUCACUGUGACCUGUACUUGUGUUUAAGUUAACUUACUUGUUAGAAUUAGGAUUGUUAUAGUCACACAAGAUUGAUAUCAAAGUGUAAGGGUGGAUGAAAGACAUUCAAGUUCUUGCACACACGUGCACACGCACCCAGACACACACACACAGAAUCACUUUCCAGAGGAUUUUCUGCUCAAAUAUUAACCUCUGUCACAGGCGACCAGCCAAGCCCUACAUUGGCCCCCUCAGCACUUCACACACGCACUGUUUUCAGACUCCCUGACCAGAAAUGACAGGGCUCAUCUGCCCAACAGGCCGUGUAAUCUCUUUGAGAAUGUGUGUUUGAGAGAUGAGGAGGGCUCGCCCCCUGAUUUCAUUACCUUUCCCUGACCCCAAAGACUGACAGAUCUAAUUGCCCAAUCGCUGCCUCCCACCUCCGUUCUUUGCUCAAAUGACUGAGCUUAAUUUAGCCUCACCAGGCUGAUGAAGAGACGGUUCAUUCACAUUGCAUCUCGCUCUAAAACUAUUUGCUGCACCUAAAAAUGGCCUCUCUGUUCUCUGAAUGAAAUGAACAUUUCAACCAAAUGAUCUCUUCUCAUACUUUUGGACCAAAUGCUGCAAACAUGAAAUGGCUGUGCACUUGUUUAGAGCAUGGGCUGUUGGUAUAGUUGUUUGGUUUUGGCUACCCAUUGUAAGGUUCUGAACAAAGAGAGUAAAAACUCAAAUGGACGACUAGUAAAAGCUCAAACCACGUUUAUUCAACCUACUGGGUGGUUUAGCUGCAGACACAACAUACAAGUCACACAAGCACAUAGUUAUACCUUCCGACUAGGAGUCACCUCUUUUGUAUGUCUAAGAUAAACAUCCUUCUAUGUUGUUAGGCAGAAACUCAGUCUGUUCCUCUUACUGGUAUUGUCAUGGCCCUGCCUAAAUUUAGAACCUUCAUAGGUGUGUGUGUGUGUGUGUGUGUGUGUGUGUGUGUGUGUGUGUGUGUGUGUGUGUGUGUGUGUGUGUGUGUGUGUGUGUGUGUGUGUGUGUGUGUGUGUGUGUGUGUGUGUGUGUGUGUGUGAGAGAGAUAGGACGGUAGUUAGAUGGUCUUCAGGGUGGGCCCCUUUGGCCCCACCCAGAGGUUUCUUCUCUCUUCAAAUGUUGACCUUAUCUCGAGUUGAGUUCCACAUCCCUCCUUGUCCUAGUUCCAAGGCAACUGGCCUGCCUUAUCAGGAACUGAGACUAGACUGUUGCUCUUUGCCUCCUUCCUUAAAAAUAUGAAUAUCCAUGUUUAAUAACAUGCACUUCCCCUUGUCUCAUUCUAUACACAAAGUUCCUAUUCACCCUUCAUUGACCCCCAACAUAUACAUGUAAAGUAAUCAAUAAGUUAUAGUAUGGUAACAUGAAUAAGCAUAUUUCAAGCCAGAAUUCAACACCAUUAAACAUAUUUUAGUCAUGUUUCUCCUCAGGAUUUGGACAACAAUAAAUGCACAGAUAGCUGAUUGUUGAAAAGCUAAAUAUCACUAUUCAUGCAGCUGAGCUACUUGCUCAUCUUCUAUUCAGAGCAUAUUACAUAUAGUAUUACGCAACUUAAUUGUCAGUCAUUUUAUAACCCUAUUUUGUAACCCAUGGCUAGUUUACCUUCAACAUGUUUUCUUUCUUAGGUGAUCCUGUGGGGCCGCACAGAGAAGUGUCUGAAAGAGACAUGCGAAGAGAUCGCCCAAUCAGGAACAGAGUGCCACUACUUCCUGUGCGACGUGGCCAAUCGGGAGGAGGUUUACAAGCAGGCCAAGGUGGUCAGGGAGAAGGUAUGCUAUUUAGAUCAUCGUAAAUCCAAUGAGAAAUUUUUAUCCACACAAAUAAAAUGUUGUUUGUAGCCAGUGAAAUGCUCACGGGUCAAAGUUUCUAUCACUGCGGUUACUCCCCUCCACAGAACUGGCAGGGGUUCCAUAGCUCCUUAAUUCCUCUCCCCCAUCUGACAUAUAGAUUACACCUCAAUUGCAAUGUCUGGAUAAGAUUAAAGUGUUGAAUAUGACUGUCUGUCAGCUCUACCACAUAACUUCACAUGAAAAGAAAGUAGGUAGAAAGUGGAUAACCUCUUAACAGUAGAAAAAAAACGCGGUCUUGUUUUUGACGUUUGUUAUGUUAUUAUUUUCCUAGGUGGGAGAUGUUACGAUCCUGGUGAAUAACGCUGCAGUGGUCCAUGGGAAAAGUCUGAUGGACUGCGACGAUGACGCUCUCUUGAAAUCUCAGCAUAUCAACACAAUGGGGCAGUUCUGGGUAAGUGUUGUUGAGGUUUAAGAAAGAGAGGUGUGGGCUUCCUUACAGUUAGAUCAAUCUUAUCAUUUUGACAGAGGUCGGCGCCCAGCGGGCAUGUCAGUCUCAGCUUCAUUUGCAUGAGUGUAGGGGUAUUUCCAAAUGAUAGGCUUACUGCUUCAGCCCCUAGAUAGGCCUCUGAAACCUAUGGCACUCUGUUUGAAUAUAGAUCAAAUUGUCAGGUUGUGUGCAGACAGAAAUGCAAUCAUCAGCUAAAAAGAAAUGUAAACUCAAUCUGUGGCUCCACUCGGGCCUGCUUCCUCUGCGUGUCUCUAUUUAAUGUGUUUAACGGCACAUUUUCUCCCAUGUCCGCCCUCCCUACCUUCUUCUCUCCCAUCCAGACUACAAAGGCCUUCCUGCCACGGAUGCUGGAGCUCCAGCACGGCCACGUGGUCUGUAUAAACUCCAUCCUGUCCCAAUCGCCCAUCCCUGGGGCCAUAGAUUACUGCACCUCCAAGGCCUCCUCCCUGGCCUUCAUGGAGAGCCUGACUCUGGGCCUGCUGGACUGUCCCGGGGUGGGCUGCACCACCGUGCUCCCCUUCCACACCAACACUGAGAUGUUCCAGGGUAUGAGAGUCAGGUGAGCAACAUGAUUCUUCACACUCUAGUUUAGAUUAAACCAUGUAUUGUAGUUACUGUAUACCUAUUCUCGCUGGGUUUACUGUUCUUAUAGGUUUCCAGCACUCUUCCCUCCCCUCAAACCAGAGACAGUUGCCGAAAGGACUGUGGAUGCAGUCAGGACUAACACAACCUACGUUUACAUGCCUUGGACCAUGCAUGCUCUCGUCGUCCUCAAAAGGUAAUGCCUCAUGUAAUUUUGGCCAAUUUAAAGUACAUACAUGUUUUUCACUCAUAUGUAACCCCCUGUCUCUGUAUUUUCUCCACACCCUAGCUUUAUGCCACAGGCUGCACUUGAAGAGAUCCACAAGUUUUCUGGAACCUAUUCCUGCAUGAAUACAUUCAAGGGGAGGACAUAAACACACAUUAUCCUGAAUGUCAAUACAUAUCAGCGGAACCUCAUUAACUCCAGAGGAUGUUGAAGGGAAGUAUACAUGGGCUACAGGACAUUGGGAAACAAUGGAAGCCUUUUGAAAGUAUGCAGCAAAGUGACAUGGGGACUUCAGCAUGUAUUGUUGCUCCGGCAGGUAGAUUUCACUUACAAGCUGCUGGAACUUAUCCUGGUCACAUUCUUGAUCUCCUGUGUGUAGUUGGACGGACUUAAUACCAUUCACACAUUGAACAUAAGCCAUGCAAAACUAGCCUGGAUCAACAGCCUUUUUUCCACAAGUCAGUUUUUUUAUAAUAUAUUUUUUAUCCUACCAAUCAUGUGUCUUUGAAUGGAAUCACAUUAAUAAAAUAAUGUUUCAGAGAACCAAGGUGUCUCUUUGUGCAUGUAGACUAGAAAAUGUCUAGUGAGUGGUCAACACAGCAG